Messenger RNA from Neolamprologus brichardi, 604 nucleotides. RefSeq names its product hepcidin-like. Lineage: Eukaryota; Metazoa; Chordata; Actinopteri; Cichliformes; Cichlidae. Gene Ontology annotation, cellular component: extracellular region. The record is from RefSeq and is a predicted model, not a curated record. Gene Ontology annotation, biological process: defense response to bacterium; intracellular iron ion homeostasis. Gene Ontology annotation, molecular function: 2 iron, 2 sulfur cluster binding.
GCAAAUGAGUAUAAAUACCAGCACCUUUUCCCUCAGUCAACCAUCACAAAGGAGCUGACAAGAGUCAAUGAGAGAGUCAAAGGAUCUGACCACCUUAAACCACUCAAACCUCCUGAAGAUGAAGACGUUCAGCGUUGCAGUUGCAGUUGCCGUUGCACUCAUGUGUAUUUGCAUUCAGCAGAGCUCUGCCACAUUUGCUGAGAUACGAGAACUGCAAGAGCUACAAGAGGCUGUGAGCAAUGACAGUCCAGCUGCUGAACAUCAGGAGGUAUCAGCUGACUCAUGGAUGAUGCCGUACCACAGACAGAAGCGUGGCAUGAAGUGUCGCUUUUGCUGCGGCUGCUGCAAUGCUGGUGUCUGUGGAUUGUGCUGCAGAUUCUGAGAAUAUCUACCUGCGAUUAUCACAACAACCACUAAAUAUUGACUGUUAUACAUGAAAUGAUUUGACUGCUUAGCAUUUGUUAAAGUCUGACAGUGUUUCUUCAUUCGGUCAUCCUGCUGUAACAGUGAACAGUGUUCCAAGCAUUUGGAACUACAGUAUGUUAUUAUAUUAAAAAGUUCAGAGUCACUAUACUACAACAUGUGCUGUUUUUUUCUGUUUCUG